AUGCUUCUAAAACCGACGCUGCUUGCAGCUGCCACUGCCGCCAAUCAACAACAGAACUAUGAAUACCGCAAGAGAUCGAACACUCUUCAGUCGAAUCGAUCGGAUAAAAGAUGGCCGAAACGGGAUAUGGGACCGCAGUUCGAGUUGAGAUGCUGUAUUGAUCCAGAGAUUCUCCGAAUCAACGUCGACCGCCAGUAUUAUUUCGAAGACGAGACAGUCCGUGUGAACGGGAGUGUGUUCCAUAAAAGACACGACUACAACAAUUUGUUGUCGGUGAUUCCGAGAGCAAAGUUCAACGGAAUACACAUAAAAAUGGAGGAUGAUUGUCCACAGGGAGGAGAUGACGUUCGUUUGUGUCUUCUCAAGUCGUUGGGAGCACACAAUUUGAGAAGUGUUCCGUGUGUUCAGUGCAAGGAUGAUUUGAAGGUCUACGAUAAAUACCCACUGAUUGAUGGUGUAUUCUACAUCUCACCAGUCUCUCAAUUCGGUCCAAAAACUGAAAUUUCUCUCGACGGACGUCGCUUCUAUCUUCAACAACUGUGUGCAAGAUGUCUCUGGUCCGAUUGGUCAUGUAAAAAUUGUGGAAAAGACGAAUGGUUUGACGGGAAAUCGUUCGUGUUGGGCACUUUGUAUUAUUAUGAUAUUGUUUCAUCUGGACGAUGCUGCCCAACCGUGUGUCAAACAUGUCGUCAACCACUCGGAGUACGUGACCAGUUGGCCACUCAACUUGCUAAUGGAAACUACGCUACCAUCAACGAGCAAAUGACUUGUCAAUCGUGCGGUGUCUCGAAAUUCCAUCUCGUCCGUGACAUCAAAACUUGCCACGUGGCUCGUGGCCCCUCAUUCUGCGAAUAA
Caenorhabditis remanei is the source of this 855-nucleotide messenger RNA. RefSeq lists its product as uncharacterized. Lineage: Eukaryota; Metazoa; Nematoda; Chromadorea; Rhabditida; Rhabditidae. The record is from RefSeq and is a predicted model, not a curated record. The coding region runs from base 1 to 855 and encodes 284 amino acids. The transcript has 6 exons.